Arachis stenosperma is the source of this 1456-nucleotide messenger RNA. Its product is annotated as protein EXORDIUM-like 2. The transcript has a single exon. NCBI's taxonomy places the organism in Eukaryota, Viridiplantae, Streptophyta, Magnoliopsida, Fabales, Fabaceae. The coding region runs from base 91 to 1002 and encodes 303 amino acids. The record is from RefSeq and is a predicted model, not a curated record.
GGUGUCCUUCAUCCAAUCCAAACUCUCUCACACUAUACAAUCUUCUCUCGUUUCGUUCUGAUCCCUUUCCUUAAAACACUGACCCUCAACAUGACUCGUAAUUACAAUUUUGCCAUUUUGCUCUCUGUGAUUGCAGUGCUGCUUCUUCCCGCGCUAACUUCAGCGGCGCUGGUGGAGCAGCAGCCGCUGGUUCUCCAGUACCACAAUGGCCAGCUCCUCAAGGGACGCAUCACCGUUAAUCUCGUCUGGUACGGUUCCUUCACUCCAAUCCAACGCUCCAUAAUCGUCGAUUUCAUAAACUCGCUUAGCUCACCGAGUGCCAAGCUUCCCUCCGCCGCAUCGUGGUGGAAGACCACCGAGAACUACAAAGGUGGAUCCUCUGCGCUCGUCGUAGGGAAGCAGUUCCUACACUCUGCAUACACACUCGGGAAGAGUCUCAAGAAUAAGGACCUAAUGGCCUUGGCUUCCAAGUUCAACGCUCAGAGUAACGAACUCUCCGCCAUCACGGUGGUUCUCACCGCCAAGGACGUUGCCGUCGAGGGAUUCUGUAUGAGGUGUGGAACUCACGGUUCGACCCGACCCGUAAACGGGAAGCCACGAACCGCUUACGUUUGGGUCGGGAACUCCGAGACUCAGUGUCCUGGUCAAUGCGCGUGGCCGUUCCACCAGCCGAUCUACGGUCCACAGACCCCGCCGCUAGUGGCGCCUAACGGCGACGUUGGCAUCGACGGGAUGAUCAUUAACCUUGCCACUUUGCUCGCCGGAACUGUGACAAACCCGUUUAACAACGGAUACUUCCAGGGUCCGGCGACGGCGCCGUUGGAGGCUGUGACGGCGUGCACGGGGGCGUUCGGGAGCGGGUCUUAUCCGGGUUACCCGGGUCAGGUGUUGGUGGACAAGGCGAGCGGUGCGAGCUUCAAUGCGUACGGGCUGAGCGGGAGGAGGUACCUGUUGCCGGCGAUGUGGGACCCUCAGACUUCAAAGUGCAGGACGCUCGUGUGAGGGGAGGUGCACCGAAGUUUGCUGUAUGGACUCGGGCUUACGUGGCACAAUCUGGUGUGCGCUAAUGGCUUUGUAGAUAUGGAAAUAUUAAGUUUGUAAGGAGAAGUGGGGGAUGGAAGUGUGUUGGCUUUUAGCUGCUUUUGUCGUUUAGUAUGACGUGUAAAUUCUGUUCCUAUAUACUAAAGCGGAUGAAUGAAUAUUAAAUAUUAAUGUUAUAAAUAUGGAAAACGAGGAAAUAAGUUUUAGACCUAGCAUAAAGAAGAAACGAGGCAUAUUAUUGCUGAUAUUACUCUCUUUCUAAAAUUGUAUAAUAAAUGAAAAAUAUGUUUGUACUGUUACAAGUUAUAACUUGUACUAAAUAAAUAAUAUUUUUCUGCUGUAUUAAAGCUAGUUUUGUGGCGGUGAUUUUGUUGGUUUGUAGAACAGAGGGAAAAUGGAGUGGUGUUGGACUGUU